AUUAAUUAAAUCUUUAUAUAUGUCGAACGAUAACCCAGAUGGUUAACCAUUAGAUUUCGAGUAUUAUGAGACAAAUUAUCCAUACUUGAAUGUAAAGAAGAAUCUUUUGAACAAUACAUUGUCAAAGUGGAGAAGGGCUAUCGCUCCAUAUAAUCCAUUUGCAAUGCAACAGAUUCCAAAUUAGAAGAGAAUGGGUAUGGGAAUAAGAAAUGGAAAUGGAUUUUACUUUCCUGAUCCUUAUCCUAAUAGAGUUAAUUGGAGUGUAUUUUUUCCAACCCAUUAUGAUCCAUUGAGUGAAUAACACUUUGGAAAUCAUGGAUGGUAAACAAGAAAGUAAAAUGAAAUUUUAGAUGAAUUAUAGAGAUGCUCCAAUGUUUACAGCAUUGUCAAUAAGAGCUUAAGCAUUACCAAGAGGUUGUGUUAGAUAAAUUGAGCAAUUCAAAAGAUGUUAGAGUGUGAAUGGAGGAACUAAAUGUUAAGAAGAAGCAGAUAAUAUUAUAUCAAUUUGUCCUAAAUGGGCUUUGGAAGGAUUGAAAGAGAAGAAAAAGUAAAUGGAUAAGAUUGAGGCUAUCUAAACUCAGUAAUAUCGUUCUGUUUUAGAAGUUUCUUCAUAUAAUAAAGUAUGUAUAUAUAAAGAUAAUUAAAUAAAAGGGAAGAACAUUAAAAGAUGUAUCAGAUAAGACUUGGGCUGAUGGACAUAGAGAGAAACUUAGACCUGAUACAAUGUGGGCUGAUGAAAGAUAUACAAAUAUUACUUAAAAUGAAAUAAAUGAAGCUAAAAAACGUGUAGCUGCAAGGGAUAAAGCAACUGGAAGGUAUAAUUAUAAGAUUGAGUUAUCUAGAGUAAAAGAAACAGUUUAUGGAGUACAUCAUCCAGAUCUAUCGAGUUCUCAUCAGAGCGAAGAUAAACCUCUAUAUCCAUGAUUUAUUAAUAUAUGCAACGGAAAAUAUUAAAU
Paramecium sonneborni is the source of this 956-nucleotide messenger RNA. NCBI's taxonomy places the organism in Eukaryota, Ciliophora, Oligohymenophorea, Peniculida, Parameciidae. The record is from the annotation of a GenBank genome assembly.